Balaenoptera musculus (blue whale) is the source of this 1832-nucleotide messenger RNA. RefSeq names its product TNFAIP3 interacting protein 3 (gene TNIP3). The transcript is spliced from 11 exons. Gene Ontology annotation, biological process: cellular response to lipopolysaccharide; regulation of transcription by RNA polymerase II. The record is from RefSeq and is a predicted model, not a curated record. Lineage: Eukaryota; Metazoa; Chordata; Mammalia; Artiodactyla; Balaenopteridae. The coding region runs from base 265 to 1173 and encodes 302 amino acids.
UUAUAAUCACACUUGCUGUGCUUUUAACCUUAUUCUGUAUAAUUCACAUACAGAGUCACUUCUGUACAUUUUCAGUGAAAAACUGUUGCUAUUAUUUUCUAUCAUCAGUUAACUAUUUGUGUGGUAUUUUAAAAAUUAUAUAUAUAUUUGCUCUCACUUUAAAAGACACCAUUAAGAGAUAUUUUCUUUGCUUUUUUCUUUCUGCUCUCCAAGACUCCAGGAAAGCCAGCUUCCGUGACACAUUUCCUACAGUCCACAACUAGAAUGAGUGGUACAGAAAGUUCUACGGAGCAUGCAGAGUGGACUCAAUCAUCGAGAAGAAAGAACUUAACAAAUUCCCUUGAACAAAAGAUAAGGUGCCUGGAAAAACAGAGAAAAGAGCUCCUGGAAGUUAACCAGCAAUGGGAUCAGCAAUUUAGAAGCAUGAAAGAGUUAUACGAAAGAAAGGUCGCAGAGCUGAAAACGAAACUGGACGCCGCAGAAAGCUUCCCGGGCACGCUGGAGAAGGAGCUGCCGCAGAGCCAGAGGGAGAGCGACCGGCAGCAGCGCGAGGAGAAGGAAAAGGAGAGCCUAAAUGAAGAAUUACAUGAAUUGAAGAGAGAGAAUAAGCUUUUGAAGGAAAAAAAUGCUCUCGCGAACCAGAAGAAGCAACAUUUUGAAUGCGAAAUAAAACGCCUCAAUAAGGCUCUUCAGGAUGCCUUGAAAAUGGAGUGUUCUUCAUCUCCUGAGGACUGUUUGGGGAAGUCUGAAAUGGAGUGCUGCCAUGAGGAGAUGAGAACAGAAAUGGAAGUGCUCAAACAGCAGGUGCAAAUAUACGAAGAAGACUUCAAAAAGGAGCGAUCAGACCGAGAAAGACUUAAUCAACAAAAAGAGGAGCUACAGCAAAUUAAUCAAACUUCUCAAACCCAGUUGAACAGGCUGAAUUCUCAGAUAAAAGCUUGUCAGAUGGAGAAAGAAAAACUAGAAAGGCAAUUAAAACAGAUGUAUUUCCCAACCAGUAACUACGGCUGGAAUUUCCACCUGCGGGAUCCAUGCCUACCGACAGGCCCUGGGGCUGUGCAGGAUCUACAGAGGUUCCCACCAGACUAUCAGUGGUAUGCUCCCGACCUGUUUCCGCCAGAUGUGCAGGACAAGGCGAAUGGUUUCUCCUCAGAAAAGAAAGCCAAUGCGUAGAAGCGCACGCUGUUGGAGGAGCACACAGGCCGAGGGAGAGCUCGGCUGAGGGCCCUCGUUCCUCUUCUUACUGUGGCUUGUGUCCGCCACACCUGCACAUCACCUCCGCCACUGCUUAUACCUGGUAAUGUUUCCCUUUGGCACGGAUGGAGGACAAGGCUGGGCCAGCUGAGAUCCUGAUCAAGUCCUAGGGGCCAAAAUUAUACAACCUAUCACAGCUUCCGGCUUCCUCGAAAUGACAUUUGGUUGAUGGAUGAGGCACCACGCCUGAAACUCUCUUCAGCACAUUGCUGUUGGACUCACAGGGAUGACUUCAUGAUUUCAGCAGCUCCAUUUGCAGUGCAGUAAUAUUGUAUGUUGAUUUAAAUAUGUGUUCCCUGGGGGAAAAGUUUCUGCGGUAGUAAGAUUUUAACAUUGCUCCCAUUCUUUUUAUCGGGGCUUAGUUCUUUAGCCAGUUUAUCUAGAUACUAUGUUCAUCAUUGUUGUCCUUAGUGAAACUAUAAAUAGAAUCAAAGAAGUGUAUAUACAUUCUUAAACUAAGUGAGUGGUUCAAUCUGAAUGGUAAACUUGAAACUAUAAACAAAUCAUUUUUUUAAGAUGAGAAAUUGUGAGCCUGCUUCAUUUUUAGCUGGACUAGAUUAUGAAACAUAAAAUCCUAG